Molecule: messenger RNA, 6725 nt
Organism: Thunnus maccoyii (southern bluefin tuna)
Lineage: Eukaryota; Metazoa; Chordata; Actinopteri; Scombriformes; Scombridae
Gene: fndc3a
Product: fibronectin type III domain containing 3A
Exons: 26
Coding region: 734-4468 (1244 amino acids)
Molecular function (GO): protein binding
Source: RefSeq, a predicted model, not a curated record
GGUGGUUUCUGUCGUUUCACCACAUACAGAAAAAUUUCAAGUCUUGGACGAACCGAUCAUAGACACGUCAACCUUUAAGGUCCGCCUUAAAGUAAUGAAAAUAUAGACAGAUGAAGUUUAUGUCAACUGUACCGGAUAUUAAACACGUCAGUGAUAUUGUUUACACUGUUAAACUUGCCUGACACCAUCAUAAAUGUUUAACUUAUCUAUCUAUAAAUUUGGGAUUCGUCAUGAUUUGCUGUAAUACGCAUGCGCAGAGAGCCUUUAAGCGAUGGCUAAAUUCCUGCCUUUUAUGCAAGGAGCAGGGUUGGAUGGAAAGUUAUCUCGAUAAAAUUGGCAAUUAGGCUAACGUUAUCGAUACUUAGCAGCGUCACUGUCGCUCACCAGUCACUUCGACCUAUUUGAGAUCUAGUAAUUGCGAACGGUUGCCGUUCGUAUUACGAGAAAAGCAUAUCUUCAUCUUGCUAACUAUUAGCUAGGUAGCAUUAGGAAGCUAGCGUUAGCAUGUCACAUUUUGCCUUGUCUUGUGUUCAUCAAGGUAGCUAGCAGCAAGUCAUCAUUCUCAGGUGGUGCAGAAAGUAGCUGGUCAUCGGAGCUUCGCUGACGUUAUCGCUAAACAUUUCGGGAAGAGCUGCAGAGGAAUCAUCACUGUGCAUCGGCGUGUCAGCCAACACUGCUGCUGCUGCUGCCGACUGACUGAGAGUACCUCUUCAGUGGUGUGAAUGAGGGAGACAUGGCAGACCACACCCCACCUCUGGAGUCCGGCCAGCUUCUCAGCCCUGAACUCCCAAUCCUGGCCUCGCCGCCACCCCCAGCCAUGGUCAACGGGGAGGGCCCCCAGCAGGUAAUCCUGGUGCAGGUAAACCCAGGUGAGGCCUUCACUAUUCGACGAGAGGAUGGUCAGUUUCAGUGUAUCACAGGUCCUGCUCAGGUUCCCAUGAUGUCUCCAAAUGGUUCAGUGCCUCCAAUCUAUGUGCCUCCUGGAUACGUUUCACAGAUCAUAGAAGAAAACGGAGUGCGGCGGGUUCUGGUUUUACCUCAGCAACCAGAUUUCCACCCAGGGGGCCACUCCCCUCUCCACCACCCUCCACCUCCACCCCACGCCCACCUGCCUGCCUUCAUCCCACACCCCGCCAUGAUGCCCCCGCCGCCCCACCUGUACACGGGCAUGGCGGGGGGCGUGGGCGACAUGAGCUCUCAGUACAUCUCCCAGUACCAUCCGGCUCAUAUCUACUCAGAGCAGGUCUCUGCAGAUUCUCACUCCCAACACGGACGCCCAUCGUUUGUCCACAGAGACGACAGAACUAGCAAAACGUACGAGCGUCUGCAGAAGAAACUGAAGGAGCGUCAGGGAGGCGGAGGAGGAGGGCAAGUGAAGGACAGCCCUCCCCCUUCGCCGCAGAAGACUUGCAGCAGCCCGCCGACGCAGGACAUUCACAACGGAGUCGGAGGGAAAGGGCCGGAGGCGGAGCAGGGACAGCCCAGCCACGCGGCGGCCGGCCCUGAUAAGCAGACAGGCAGGGGAAAAAACGGAGAGUCAGGAGAGCUGGACGAGGAAGCUCAGGCCCUGCAAGCGCUAUUGAGUACCAUCAGUAAAGCAGUGGUGUCAGACAUCCAGGCCAGAGGAGCAGUAGUGAGCUGGAGUGCUCCCACCAGACCAGAGAGUGAGAACGGCAGUAUGGAGGAUGACUGCAGCCCCUCUGGGCCCUUCAGCUACGAGGUCUCCAUCUCAUUUAGCGGCAAAGACGGGAAGUACAAGAGCAUGUACUGUGGGGAAGAACUAAGUGCAACUUUAGAAGACCUUCGACCAGCAACAGACUAUCACGUCAGGGUCCAGGCCAUGUGUAACUGUUUACAGGGAAGCCCGUCAGAGGCUGUGAGCUUCACCACAUUAAGCUGUGAGCCGGAUCCUCCCAAUCCUCCCAGGAAGGCCAGCGGGACCAAGAACACAAUUGCAGUGCAGUGGAAGGCUCCAUGUGACAACGGUUCCAAGAUCCAAAACUACAUUCUUCAGUGGGAUGAGGGGAAGGGCACUGGGGCUUAUGAACAGUGCUACUAUGGCUCUCAUAAGCAGUACAGACUUACCAAGCUCUCACCAGCCUCAAGAUACUCCUUCCGCCUCGCAGCCAAAAACGACAUGGGUAUAAGCGAGUUCAGUGAAGUGGUGGACCUGUUCACCUCAUGCAGUGUGCCAUUGCCACCCUUCCCUCCAGAGCUGGAGAUGGCGGGGGUGACCUGGCUGUGUCUGAAGUGGCAGAGGCCCACUAGCUCUCCGAAGGAGGAUGACAUCUACUAUAUUUUGGAGAUGGAGGAGGAAGGCUCGGGAUAUGGCUUCCAGCCAAGCUACGAUGGAGAUGACCUCUCAUGCACCAUCAAGAACCUCCACAGGAGCACCAAGUACAAGUUUCGGGUGGCGGCAUACAACUCCGAGGGGAAGAGUAACCCUAGCCAGGUGGUAGAGUUUGUCACAAACCCAGAUAGACCCAGCUGUCCCUGCCGACCUGUCAUCAGGGGAAGAGUUCUGCCCAACAGCUUCAAGAUGGCCUGGGAGCCCCCGAAAGAUAACGGUGGAGCAGAAGUCACAAAGUAUGUUGUGGAGCUGUCUGAAGGCUUAAGCGGUCUGUCAUGGGAGCUGGUGUAUUCAGGGCCAGCUGCGGAGCAUGUGUGCGAAGGCUUGAAGCCCGGCUGCUCCUACCAGACACGAGUUUACUGCAUGAGCGAGGGGGGGCAGAGCCCGCUGUCGGAGACCCUGCAGGUCCAGACUCCUGCAGUGCCCCCGGGUCCCUGCCAGCCCCCUCGGCUGGUGGGCAAGCCCAAAGCCAGGGAGGUGCAACUGCGCUGGGGUCCCCCUCAGGUAGACGGGGGCAGCCCAGUGUCCUGCUACAGCGUGGAAGUGAGUGGGCCGCAGUCUGAGGAGAGCCGGGAGGUUUACCAGGGUCCAGAGCUGGACUGCUCUGUGGGAGGCUUAAUGCCUGGCAAAACCUACAGCUUCCGGCUCAAGGCGGCAAACAAAGCUGGGUUCGGGCCCCUUUCGGAGCGCUGCGAGGUUACAACCGGCCCCGGGGCCCCCGAGCAAUGCAAGGCUCCGUCCACCACAUGCAAAUCCCCCAGCUGUGUCGUGGUGAGCUGGGAGGCCCCACCCUGCAACGGAGCUCCAGUGACAGAGUUUCGUCUGGAGUGGGGAGCCGCUGAGGGCAGCAUGCAGGUGUGUUACAGCGGACCGGGGCUCAGCCAUGAAAUGAAAGGGCUGCUGCCUGCAACCAACUACUUCUGCAGGAUACAGGCCGUGAACGUGGCCGGCGUGGGACCCUUCAGCGAGGCGGUGUUGUGCCAGACGCCCUGCUCCGUGCCCGCAGCCGUCAGCAACAUCAGCGCACUGAAGGAGUCCGAGCUGCAAAGGUACGAGACUCCAGCGGAAGCAGAAGAAGACGAGGAAGAGGACGAGGAGGAGGAUAGCAGUUCCCAGCCACAACCACUCUACUCUCCGUCCACCUGCUUGGGUAUUUGCUGGGAGCCCCCGUGCGAUCACGGCUCCGAGAUCACCUCCUACCUGAUCGAUCUGGGAGAACGCCAACCCAUCGUCGUCGGCCCCGUCACCAGACACAUCAUCCAGCAUCUGCAGCCUGACAUCAGCUACAGGAUCCGAAUUCAAGCCCUGAAUAGCUUGGGAGCAGGCCCAUUCAGUCACACCUUUAAGCUGAAGACGAAGCCUCUGCCCCCGCUGCCACCCCGCCUGGAGUGCACCGCCUUCAGCCACCAGACCCUCAGGCUCAAGUGGGGCGACGGUCCAGCCAAAGCCGCCACCUCAGACGCCCUCCAGUAUCAGCUGCAGAUGGGGGAUAAGAGCGGCAGAUUUAUAUCCUUGUAUAAAGGACCAUGCCACACACACAAAGUCCAGAGGCUUAAUGAGUCUACCUCUUACACGUUCCGCAUCCAGGCCUUUAAUGAGGCGGGCGAAGGGCCCUUCUCCAAUGUUUACACAUUCACCACCCCACGCUCUCCUCCUGCCCCUGUGAAAGUCCCUAAAGUGGAGCGUCUGGAUGACAACUCCUGCGAAGUCACAUGGGAGGCCCUGCCACCCAUGAAAGGGGACCCAGUCAUCUACACCCUGCAGUGCAUGAUGGGAAACUCCGACUUUAAACAGGCCUACAAAGGCUCUGCCACAUCCUUCCACGUCCAGAACCUGCAGCCUAACAGCGACUACCGUUUCCGGGUGUGUGCCAUCAGGCAGUGCCAGGACGCCCCGGAGCUGAGCGGCCCCUACAGCCCCACAGUGACCCUCUCCCCCCAGCGGAACGACGUGGCGGCGGGCGGCUCCGCGGCCGGCUCGGGGUCCAGAGCCGGCGCGGAGUCCAGCCGCGCCAGACGGAGCCUGACGGACGAGCAGUGCGCUUUCCUCCUCCUCAUGGUUUUCGCCGUCAUCGCCAUCCUCAUCGCUUUUGUCAUCCAGUACUUUGUCAUUAAAUGAGCAGUGCGCACCCCCCCCAGCUGCAGGGUUAUAGCUUUAUUCUUUACCCCCCCCCCCCCCUCUCUCUCUCUCUCUGUUGUUUUGUUUUCUUCAUUUUUGUACUUACUGUUUUUUCUCUUGUCAACAGAGUAAUCGCAUUAGCUUCAGGGGGAGGGAGGGCCGGUGAGCGUGGGCUUAAUAGCAGUUUAAAAAUUGAGGAUGUAACACCUUAUUUGGCAUCUGUGAUACCUUCCUCUCCUGCCUCUGUCACCCUGCCCCCCGACUCUGUGGUAUCUUGUUGUUCAGUUGAGAUUUCUGUUCCAUCAUGAUCAGCUUUCCUGUGCAAAAGGAACUCAGAAAGAGCAGGGAUACGGUUAAUUUUCGGGGAGAGGGUGGGAGGGAAGGGGCGCUUCGACUCAUGUACUUGUUGAUUACAGUAUAUAUAUAUAAAACAGUAUAUAUGUGUAUAGAGAUAGUCAUUAUUUAUAUUUCCAUUUACGUGUCCAGUAUGAAACUGUUUUUUGAUAGAUGUGUUCCAAAAAAUAGUACGUAGGUGUGUCAUUAGCCUAUGUGCUAUUUGAUCCUGGGACCUGGUGGGCCAGUGUUUGCACAUUGGGGUGUGUGUGUGUGUCCAGAUGUGUAUACUGUAUGUAGUUGGUGCCACAAAAGGUACACGGCUGGGAGGGCUUCAGGGCCAGAUGAAGGGACUUAACCCCCCUGCUGGAGUUUAAGGGGUCUAGCGAGAGAAGAAAACGAAAAAUGAAAUUCUUGUUCACAUUAUAGAACGUUCAUUUAGCACUUUCCAACCUUUUUGAUGUUCAGAAUGUUUAAGGAUGCAAAAAUGACUGGAGAAAUGUUAGUAUAUUUUUGUACAGUGAAGACACAAGGACCUGUAAGUUUGAGAAAAAAAAAAAAGCUCAGUAUAAAGUUAGAAAACAAACAAAAACCAAACUAACAGUGAAUUCUAAUUAUUUUUACUAUCAUAUAGUUAUACUGUAGCUUGUUUUUACAAUCAUGCAGCUGCUUUACUCCGAAAUAUUGUUGUUCAGCACAAAAAAUGUAUGCUUACCUGUAUGUUCUGUUUUAUUUUGGUUUUUUUUUGGUUUUUUCCCCAGUAAUUGAUUUUGCACCUUAGUGAAAGAAAAAACCUCGACUGACUGCGUCUUGGUCUUGUGAUGCAUUUUAUAGAACACACUUUGAGAUUGUGCGAGCCCUACUUGUGUUUUGGGUGUUUUAAAAGUUGUAGUACCACAUUAAUAUGUCACUGAAACAGCUGAUCUAUCUCAGCAAAAGAGAAAAAAAAAAAAAAAAAACGGAGAAAAAAAAAAAGUAUGUACCAGUUGUUUCAGAGGCCUUAAUUGGAGAGGAAAAAAUCUCGGGAGAAUUUUCUUAAUUUCUCUAAGUUUUCAUGUUUUUUUUUUAGUGUUAGAAAACUCUAAAACGUGUUUUAUUUACUUUUAUUUUUUUCAACAUUUAUUUGAUGUUAGUAAAUAUACGUAAUCAUGAGCGAAAUGGAAAGUAGUUCUGUGUACUAUGAUUUAUUUUGAUUUGUCAGGUUAUACAUGUGUGAAGUAUAUUUUUUUAUAAUAUUGAAGUAAUAUAAGUUAAUACUCUCCAGAGAAAAUAAUAAAUCCUGAGUACUCAUGAAUCAUGGAACGCAAAUGGCAGAUACAACAUGUGUUAUAUCAUGUACUUCCUGUGAAUCUAAAUUUACCUUUUUCUCUGUGUGUUAAGUAUUCGUAACAGAUUGCUAACGCUGAUUUUUUUCAGUAGUAAUCUGCUGUAGGGUCUAUUGUUGUUUGGUUUUGGGCAGAUAACCGCUGUUGCAACCGUAAAAAUGAAAUACAGGUACCUUGCAAAACGUCUUGGAUAAUUACAUGAUUUGGUCUUUCAGACAUUCUGCAAAUGUCUUCUCUUUGUCAUUUAAAGAAUUCAAAUUCCUAUUUUUGAUAGCAAUUGCAAUGUGUGCCAUUUUAACACCUCUUCACCCUGGGCUUACUACCUUUGGUUGGGGAGAUUAAGAAAAUGCUACAAAAAUGAGUAAAAUAUGCACAAAAAUAGAGACCAUUUUUAUGUAAUUUUAAUGUUUGCAGUUACCUCAUACACCGUACAUUCCAAAAUGAAAAUUUGUUAUACUAUACAUACUACCAGACAUAUCACUUUAAAAUGUUCGUUAUGGGAAAAAAAUGUAUAAUCAUAGAAAUGUAUCUAAAGUGUAUCUGUAUAGCCAUGAUAUCUACAAAGGAUCCAUGCACAAUAAAAGAUUUAUAAUUCUUAA